Formica exsecta is the source of this 1445-nucleotide messenger RNA. RefSeq names its product outer dense fiber protein 3-like. Gene Ontology annotation, cellular component: cytoskeleton. The coding region runs from base 167 to 586 and encodes 139 amino acids. The transcript is spliced from 3 exons. The record is from RefSeq and is a predicted model, not a curated record. Lineage: Eukaryota; Metazoa; Arthropoda; Insecta; Hymenoptera; Formicidae.
UUCAAUGUUGUAUUAUUCAAUUUUAUAGUAAUCAAUAUUCUAUAUCUUAUUUUUAUCAAUAAUCUAUCAUUGAUUUUCGCUCACAUACAAUCUAAUUUACAAUUUUUAAUUUAUCUUUCAAUCGUAAAACAUUCCAGGUCCCGGCGAAUACAAUCCGGAAAAAGCAAUGCUUUUGUUGGAGAAAGCAUUGCGAUUUACUUUUGGCCUCAGACCGCCCAUGAGCAGGCCUGACGACGUUCCAGCGCCUAAUAUAUAUAACAUCCCCUCCGCCCUCGGUACAACCAAGGAGGGUAACAAGAAAGCGGCGCCCGCUUACUCGAUAUCUGGUAGGCAAAAGGUUUUUACGGACGAUCGCGUUCUCGUGCCCGGGCCAGGUGCAUACGAGACCAUCAGACCGGAUGCAAUCAGACCGAAAAGUCCGGCGUACAGCAUAAGCGCCCGUUUCCCGUUGCCCGAUGAUCAUUUGCAGAUCCCAGGACCCGGAGCGCAUUGUCCGGAAAAGGUGCUUCUCGACAUCCCCCCUGCGCAUACAUUUGGCAUCAAGCACUCCACAUAUAUUUGUAAUAUGAAGGAUGCAGUUUAUUAAUUUCAUCAAUUAGUGACAACUACAUACGCACAUAAUGAUUUACUGACUAAGACAUGCUCUCUUGCUUUUUUUAAUUGUCUUACAUUAUUUAGUCAGACCAUGUUCUUUUCUUCUUUAUUUUUCUAUUUGAUUAUUUUAUUAACCAUUACUAAUUUCAUAUAUAAAAGGUAUCAGCGAAGAAUAGGUAAAAUCAAAGUUUAUUUUGUUUAAAAAAAAUCUACUAUACUAUACAACACAAAACAGUUUAAACAUAAAAUUAAAAUUACUGUAAGCAAAUAUUAAAUGCAAUGCAACGUGUGUGUAUAUAUAUAAUGUGAAAAUUUCAAUAUUGUUCCGAAAAUCUAAUAUUUUUCUUCCUUUUAAGUAGCAUUUAAUUCAUUGCAUUUCGACUCGUAUAAAAAAAGCCUUAUAUACAUUAAUAUAAAACUUGUAAGUAUACAUAAUGAGACUUUAAGAUUAAUUUAAUGUAGCGCGGCAAUUCCUAAUCGUUCUUUAAAAACAGUUCUGUAAAAAUAUUUUUGUAGCAUUAAACUAUUAAAACUAUGUUAUUUGACAUCUCUAUGCUUUACAGCACAUAAUAAGUAAAGCAAAAACCGAUAUAGUUAAAGAAAAUCUUGCCAAGAAUGCAAAUGGGAAAGAGCAUAGAGAAGCUCUGUAUAAGUUUAUAAAAUAAAAAACAAUACAUUUAUUGUUACAUAUUUACAUCUUAGUAGAAAAGAGUACAUGAAAAUACUAUAACUUUUCUAAUAUCCUUCAUUUAGCAAAAUACGUUCACUCUUAUACAGUCAUCAUAUAGUGUCUUUAUAAAUGUAAAUUUCACAUGAUGCAAUACCCGGAAAAAUAAAAGAAAUUAAAUCUU